Molecule: messenger RNA, 585 nt
Organism: Cladophialophora psammophila CBS 110553
Lineage: Eukaryota; Fungi; Ascomycota; Eurotiomycetes; Chaetothyriales; Herpotrichiellaceae
Exons: 1
Coding region: 1-585 (194 amino acids)
Biological process (GO): endoplasmic reticulum to Golgi vesicle-mediated transport
Cellular component (GO): nucleus; cytoplasm; TRAPP complex
Source: RefSeq, a predicted model, not a curated record
AUGGCCCUCAACGCAUCACCGUCGAUAGCAUGCAUCGGCGUCAUCGGCAAACACGACCAACCACUGCACAUCUCCCUCUUCCCUCCCCAUGAUACCGCUCCCAACGCCGACCUCGAAUUCCUCUUCCUCCUAAACUCGUGCCUCGACAUCUUCGACCUGCGUGCUCGCACCACGAAACUGCUUGACUCAGACCUGGGCCUGCUCCAGGCCAUCGACGACCGCCUGUCGUGCUACGGCUGGCUGACGAAUACAGGGAUCAAGUUCAUCAUCGUCGUGGACAUGAUGGGUCGGCCUCCACCGUCUGCGUCGGACGAAGAUACCCCAAAAGAUCUGUUGUCCAAGGACAAGAGACGGUUUCCACCUGCAGCCGUUGGCCUGAGAGACGCGGAUCUCAAACCAGCCUUCCGUGCCAUACAGACCGCAUACAUCCAUCUCAUGUUGAAUCCUUUCUACACGCCAGAUGAGCGGACGCCCUUGCAGAUUGCAAACUAUGGCGGGAAGAGUCCUACAAUCACGAGCAAGAAGUUCAUUGCGGAGAUUCAGAGGAUCGGGAGGGCGUGGUAUCCAGGUAUUGCGAGUAUCUGA